Molecule: messenger RNA, 926 nt
Organism: Anneissia japonica
Lineage: Eukaryota; Metazoa; Echinodermata; Crinoidea; Comatulida; Comatulidae
Exons: 6
Biological process (GO): proteolysis
Molecular function (GO): cysteine-type endopeptidase activity
Source: RefSeq, a predicted model, not a curated record
CUCCAGCACAUGUUCCUCUACGAGUUGACUUGACAAAACGAGCGAUGCCCAUACUUUUUAGAUGUUGCCAAAGAUUAACAGGAAUACCAUAAACUGAACAAACAAUAUGAACAGAGACAUGGAAAAAACAGCCAAGAAAGCACAUGAUGAUUUGAUGGACCUUAUUUGUCGUGACUUGAAAGAAAAAGAAGUCAAGUUAUACAAGAAACGCCUUAGCACUCCCGAAUAUGGAGGAUUUAGGGCAGGGGAAGUUGAAAAUAUGAAAACCAUGGAAGAUGUUUUAUCUGCUCAAGAGAAGCGAAGAAUUUUUACCAUUGGCGAUUAUAGUAUGCUUAAAGAGCAGUUACAAAAUAUUCCCCAUGAUUCACUGGUGGUGGUAGUCACACAAUAUGAAAAAAAACUGAGAGAUCAAGGUGUUACAAUUAAACAAAAACAAGAAUCUAUGGAUGCGGAACCGUAUGUAACAUCUCCUGGUUUAACCAAUACACCUGGGAUUCCUGCUCGCAAAGACCAAGGCGAUUGUUAUCCUGCUGGUAAUGGAUAUGUCGUGUAUAUCUCAAUCUUUGUUAAAGAAAAAGACCAUACAGGACAUUCUCGAGAUGGUGUACUAGUAGACAAACGAAACAUUCGUCGUUUCUUUAAAGGUAGAGAGUUUACGUUUGAAUUCUUUGAAGACACACGAACACCAGAAGAAUUGUGGGAAAUCAUUGAUGAUGUAAAAAAGGAUGCCGAGGACAGCAGCAGUUUCUUCUUUAUCAUCUCAAGCCAUGGCAAAGGGAUCACAUUGAAAAACGAGUCUGGUGGGGCUGAAUUACACAAGGAUACCCAAAAGCCAGUUGUCAUUUCUGAAGAAAUCCGGUUGGUAGAGACCAACGCAUAUGUUCGAGUUGAUGAAAUAGUGUCAAAGUUUGAACAUUUUAUGAUUG